AUGGGCCCUUCAUCGCGAACGAGGCUGAAGCCGGCGCGGACGCCACUUGGCAGGCUUUCAGAUGGUGGCCCCCUCGAUCCGGGCCUUUGGCCGCCUGCGGGCGCCACUGAGGGCCAGGGGCGGCCUGAGACGCCGAGGCCGGCGCCAGCCCCCGAGCCGAGCGCGUCGGCGGAGCCAGGGCUGGCAAGCGCGGCGGCCGGGCCGAGGCCAGCUGACCUGGCGGCGGAGACAAGGCAGACGGACGCGGCGGCGGUGCCGAAACUGGCGGACGCGGUGGCAGAGCCGGAAAUGGCGGGCGCGACAUCCUUGCUGGGACCGGUGGAUGCGGUGGCCCAGAGGGUGCCGGCAGACGCGGCGGCCAAGGCGGAGACGCAGCCAUCCCCCGAGCGCCCGGCGCCGCCUGCCGACCCCCUCCCCAUCGCGAUCGAGAGCGUCCGGGUGGCGGUCGAGCGGCUGGGUGCGGCGGUGGACGGGGAGGUGGCGCAGCUUGAGGCGGAGCACGCCACGUUGGCCACGGAGAGGGCGUAG
This is a messenger RNA of Phragmites australis (common reed), 528 nucleotides long. RefSeq names its product predicted GPI-anchored protein 58. The record is from RefSeq and is a predicted model, not a curated record. Lineage: Eukaryota; Viridiplantae; Streptophyta; Magnoliopsida; Poales; Poaceae. The coding region runs from base 1 to 528 and encodes 175 amino acids. The transcript is spliced from 3 exons.